AUGAACCAUGGCGCGCAUGGACAGUGGCUCCGUGGACAGCGCCCAGAAGAUGACCACUUGUUGCCCAGUCGAGUGGUGCGCGCCGCCCAACUUAGACCGUCCAAGAGGAACUGCUUCGCUUGUUUGGGCGUGGCUUUAGUGGCUGCCAUCUGUUUGACGUGCUUGCGAAGCCUUCACCGAGAGGCGCUGACGGGCAGCGUGGCGAGAGUACGAGCGGUGGAGGAGCUCUACUCCUUUGGCACGCCAGGGGCCACGAAGACCCUCUUGAGCGACAUGUCUCGACACGACGGCUGUUUUGGUGGCCUGCGUGUGUACAUGAGGAGUGCUCGGCGCGGAUGGGGUGUGGAUACUCCCGUUUACGAUCCUGUGGCAUGGAUCACGGAGCAGUUCAGCUAUCGACAUGCCAGGAUGCGCUCCUUGGAGCUUUGGGAGCUCAACCUGAUGGAAGAUGAAAUUUCGCCGUGCCGUGCUUCGACGGAGGAUCCUCCCGCUGACACCUUCUGGUGGAUUGAAGGGCAUGUCUCAUAUGAAGCGGCCUUGAAGCACCACCUGCAAGCCAGACAUGAGGAGCCGGGAGUCGACCGGGGCUUCAUCCCGAUUCCAGGUGCACCGGUUUCCCAAGCCCCGCUGGCUGAACUGAAGGACUUGCAGAAGGCCUAUUUGAUGUGCCACUUCACCUUUGUCAUUUACGUUCCCGACGUGCCAACGAUUGACGUGGAUGCUGAGCGCUGGGGCUGGAACUUGGUCGGCUACGCGGAAUCGCUGCCCACCGCACGCCAUGAGGCAUCUGUGGUGAGCUUCCAUGACCAUGCAGCACUCUUCCAGCAUCCGAGGAGCUUGGAAUGCGUCCUUGCUUUCGAGGGCAGUGAUCGCAACGAUGCGAGCGAUUGGGUCUACGAUGUGGAGAUCGCCACAGAGGACUUCUGCGGAUACCAUGAGGUUCAUCGCGGCUUCAAGGAGAAGCUGAUGGCCAUGUUGGAAAGCGAUGACUAUGACCGCGCGAUCCGGGCCAAGCUGCCCUUUUGCUCCCAGUUGGUGACAGCGGGACACUCCAUGGGUGGCGCUCAAGCCGAACUCUUCAGCGCAUGUGCCAACCGUGGACCUCCGAGUGGUGAGCAGGCUGCUCGAGAUCGAGCGCUGGUGAUGGUCCCGUGGGCGACGCCCAAACCAUUGACACCGUUCCUCGCGGAAGAGGUACCUGGCAUUUUCCUGAAGAAUCGUUUCAGUGGCCUUUGCGUGGAUGGUGUUGGUGCUGUCCAGAGCUCGGAGGCCAGCACGGUCCAGGCCAGCCUUUGCCAUGACCAGCGGCAACUACGGCAGCGUUGGCGUAUUGAGGAUGGCCGUGUGAUUAGUGAGCUGAGUAGCCUAUGCAUGACGGUCAAGGAUGCUUUCCACGAAGCCUUUGUCAUACAAGAAGCCUGCCGAUCCUCCGACGGCCGUGCUACAGAGAACCAGACCUGGCAUCUCACGGUAGAGGGCUUCUUGAAGAGCAGGUCCCACGACAAGUGCUUGAACCCGGACCUCAAAUUGACCAGGUGUCCCCACAGCGAUCAGAUUUGGGACCUCAGUGCCGAUGGGCAUUUGGUGAACCGCCUAUCAGGUCUUUGCUUGGACGUUGCUGGCGCUGCUUCUGUGGAAGGGACUGGCUUCCUUUUGCAGGACUGCAAAGAGGGCCAUGAAGGCUUAGCUUCGCAGCAGCGGUGGCAGGUGAAGGAGAAGCUGGUGCGCAGCCUUGGCAGUACCAGCUGCAACCCGGCCCGCACCAGCGAGACAGGUAGCUUGGGUUUGGUCAUCGCCCGCUGCAACGAGACGAACCAGGAGCAACAGUGGAGCUUACUUCCAUCGGGUUUCCUUCAGCAUCGGAAGACUCGCAUGUGUGUCAACGUGGAUGGUACCCCUGGCGAGGGCGUGGGAAGCUCUAUCAACCUGGCACCCUGUGAGAUGGAGGAGGUGGAAGCUCCAGGUCUUUGGACACUCACCCCUCAAGGCUUUCUGCUGAACAUCGGCAGCGACUGGCUUCAGAUCAACAAGUGCAUGAGCGCAAACCUCCCCAGCGGCGGAGACACGACGCUCAGCUUGGAGAUCUGUGAGUUCCGCAGCGCGCAGACGUGGGAGUUCAGCGAGUCAGGGCUCCGGAGCACCGUGGGCAGUCGCACUUGCAUCACUGCGGGCGAAGUGCUUCACCUCAGCCAGUGUGUCCAGUCCAAGGAGCAACAAUGGAUCUUCGAUGGGCCACAGAUCAAAAGUUCCACAGGUCAAUGCUUGACUGCCAAAGGCCCAGAGCUGAGCCUUUCUUCUUGUACCUCCAGCUCCUUUCAGCAGUGGCAGCAGGAAGACUUGAAGAAAAAGUGUCCGCAGCGGAGUGGAGGACGAGCUGUUGGAUUGGGACAUUCCCAGGUGGUGCCCAGCAGGACAUGA
Messenger RNA from Durusdinium trenchii, 2418 nucleotides. The record is from the annotation of a GenBank genome assembly. NCBI's taxonomy places the organism in Eukaryota, Dinophyceae, Suessiales, Symbiodiniaceae.